GUUGGCUACUUUUUGGUGCUUUUGUAAAAUGUUCGUCUGUUUUAGCUAUGUGGCUGCACCAUCUGGCAACACUGGUUAUACCGAUCAUACAACAAACUUUCAUACAACAGCACGCCAGUUUUCCCUCGUGGAGUUUACCUUCUUCCUCCAUGUCUAUUAUGUGCAACACUGGACGGUAUAAUGGUUUAGAGUGACUUAGGUACAGUGUACUAGAACCUAGGUAGUGCGCUCCAAAGGCGUACAGUGAUUCCGACAGUCCCAUCCCCGUUCGUCCCCAUCUGCGUUCCGCGCUCUUCUAGCAGACGAAACGGCCCCGUUUUGACGGUUUUGACUACGUGCGGCCGUGAGGAAACGCGUGUGUGCUACGUCGGCGACACCAUGAAAUGCUGCGUACUAGGAUGCAGGAGUCGAAGCGAUGCCACAGAUCCUGGUAUUUCAUUCCAUCGGUUUCCAAAACAGCCUGGCCUGAGGAAACUGUGGAUUGAGGCACUACGUCGUCCAGAGGGCUGGUGUCCAUCAAAAUGGAGUGUCGUCUGCUGCCUGCACUUUGGUGCUGAAGAUUUCAAGGACGACGUCACAGGCUUGCGAAGACUCACCAGAAAUGCCAUACCAAUGCUCUCUGACAACACAGUUAGGAGAGUGAAACUGGAGGAAGCAGGUGGCACAGCUGGCCUUUCUGUUAUCACUGCCACAACUGAAGCGCCUGCUACAAAUGAAGUGACAUUAUUUCUGCUGCCUGUGCACCCACAAGUUGUGAUAAAAGAAGAGACUGGUGUACUGGAGAGGGCCGAAGCCACCCCUGCAGGACAGAGAACAACUGAGCAAAGCAGUUCUGAAGCUGUCGUGUCCUGUUCUGAGCACCCACACAUUGAAAAAGCUGUGCAGCCAUCCUUACAUCCCAUUGAAAUUGUACAUACACCUGAAAACAGCAGGGAAAGGCAGCAUACUAUCACGCCUCUACAAAAGACUCUUGAAGAAGAAUUUUUACGUCAAGAAGUACAACGGUAUGCGGCCAUUAAUGCUGCAAACAAGAAGAAAAUUAGAACGCUGCAGCAAUCUAAACGGCGCCUGAAACGCAAAGUAGCCGACCUUGAAAAUGAAGUCAAGGAGCUUUUGCGAAAACAUAUGGUUGUGGUGAAACAUGAGGAACAAUGAAAAGUUUUGCUGUCUCUA
This is a messenger RNA of Dermacentor silvarum, 1173 nucleotides long. Its product is annotated as THAP domain-containing protein 1 A. NCBI's taxonomy places the organism in Eukaryota, Metazoa, Arthropoda, Arachnida, Ixodida, Ixodidae. Bases 379 to 1155 code for a protein of 258 amino acids. The transcript has 5 exons. The record is from RefSeq and is a predicted model, not a curated record. Gene Ontology annotation, molecular function: sequence-specific DNA binding.